Molecule: messenger RNA, 1586 nt
Organism: Pocillopora verrucosa
Lineage: Eukaryota; Metazoa; Cnidaria; Anthozoa; Scleractinia; Pocilloporidae
Product: putative histone-lysine N-methyltransferase PRDM6
Biological process (GO): regulation of transcription by RNA polymerase II
Cellular component (GO): nucleus
Molecular function (GO): protein binding; RNA polymerase II transcription regulatory region sequence-specific DNA binding
Source: RefSeq, a predicted model, not a curated record
AACAGACCGAGGCGCACAUUUGCGGAUUGUCUUGCGCGCGUUCUUGCAAUAAAGACAAACCGAUCGGGUUUUGUAUCACAAGAACUGAGUUGUUGCACAGCGCCUUGGUUAAACCUACAAAAUACUUCAAUUAGAUGGAGCAUAUACACGAGAAGAACUACGCUAGUUUCAGUCCUUCUCAAAGAAAUAUGACAGGAAACAGCUUCAGCUAUAAAGAUUUACUUAGCUGUUUGUUCGACAAGAAUAGUAUUCGACCCAUUAACAUCGGACAGGCAGUGGUAACGGAACAAAAAGAUUGCUUCUGGUGUAACGCAAGUUUAGUAGAAUCAAAGUUUCAAUGUCCUCAACACAAAUUAGAGAGCCCUGGCAUGAAGCAAAAAAAUCAAUUACCACUUGCAAUAAGAUCACUUCCGCCGGAAGUUGGCCUGUGUCGGUCCGGCAUUCCCGGGCCAGGAUAUGGGGUGUGUGCCAAGCGAACAAUACCUAUUGGUGCGUGGAUUGGGCCCUAUGAAGGAAAGUUUGUGAAGCCCGAGGAAAUGUCUCCUACUGCUGACACAUCUUACAUGUGGGAGAUCUACAGAGACGACAUACUAGCAGGAUACAUUGAUGGUAGUGAUGAAAAUUAUUCCAGCUGGAUGCGUUUUAUCCGCAGUGCACGACACAAAGGAGAACAAAACAUGUUUGCUUUCCAAUACCUGGGUAAGGUGUUUUAUCGCACAUUCAAGACCAUCCAGCCAGGAGAAGAAAUGCUGGUGUGGUACGAUGACAAAUAUCCACAGUACCUUGGUAUCCCCUCUACUAUGUUUGACAUGGGUGCUGUCAUACCAAGUGGUGCUAGCUCUCAAUCUGAUGAAGUGAUUGUUGUCUCUCCACACGCAACAAACCAGCAGUUCGACCCCAGUCCACAAAGUUCAUUCUUUCCCAGUCCUCCUCCUUCGCCUGUUUCUCAUCCUAGGAGCCAAUUUGGAUAUAAUCCAGUUUCUCGAAAAGGAAAGCGCUCUCCUAUACGUAAAACCUGCGUUGAAAAGCUUCCCUCUCCUAAGAAGCAAGGCAAGAUGAAACUUGUGUCAAACAUGAAGUCCGUCUUUGAGAAUGGUUUUAGUCUGCUGAAAGGGAAUAGGGCUGAUGAAGUAACAGAGGCAAAGCCAGAGCGUUCUGAAUUAUUUAAAUCCCUCUCAUUGCCAAGAGAUGAAUUAAAUUUUGCUGAAAAGGCGACAGCAAUAGUAAAUCACAAAUCCAGGGCUACAGAGCUUAGCGUAAGGACAGCUCCAACUUUUCCAGAAAUGUCUGUGAACCAGAAAGCAAUUGGUACCCAGGUUCCACCAAAUCCUUACCAGUGCGGUCACUGCCCAGCCCAUUUUAACAAUGUCUGUGAAUUGCGAGCGCAUGCUGUCAUCCAUGUCAACAAGAAACCCUUCAAGUGCGGAUACUGCUCACGAUCUUUCACUGGGGCAACCACUUUGAACAAUCACAUUCGAUCUCAUGUUGGAGGCCGAUUACUGGCCACUAGAAAACGUGUUCUCCAGGGUGAGAAAAAAAAGCAGGACUUCGUGUCACAUCAAAUGCACAGCUCCAACGAUUGUUAG